GUAGGCCCUGUGAGGUUACGCGCUCCCGCCUCUACGUGAUUGGUCUUUGGGCACGUCGCUCAGAAGUCCCGAACCCACCAUUGGCGGGUUUCCCUGCUGAGUCACGCCAGUGGAGCGGCUUAGGGCCGAAGGAGAGCGCGGGGAGGAACCGCAUCGUGUGUUGCAACCGAUUUUCCUCGGCAGUGUGCUGAGCUGCUGCUAUGGCGGCGGCUGCUGUAGAGGCAGCGAGUGUGGCUGCAGUUCCUAUUUCGAGUACAGGUAGCUACGGCGAGUCGCCUGAAGUCAAAGGGGGAGCAGUUGGAGCCCUGUGCGUAGAGAAGGAUGCGGCCUCGAAAGGCACAGAGGCCGCCGCGGACAGCGAGGAGGAUGGCGAGAACGUGUUCGAGGUGGAGAAGAUCUUGGACAUGAAGAGCGAGGGGGGUAAAGUCCUUUACAAAGUAAGAUGGAAAGGAUACACAUCAGAUGAUGAUACCUGGGAGCCUGAGGUUCAUCUUGAGGACUGUAAAGAAGUUCUUCUUGAUUUUAGGAAGAAAGUCGUGGAUAACAAAGCUAAACAAGUCAAGAAAGAUGUUCAGAGACUAUCCUUAAAUAAUGACAUAUUUGAGACAAACUCUGAUAGUGAUCAGCAAAGUGAGACAAAAGAAGAUGUGUCUCCAAAGAAGAAGAAGAAAAAAUUAAGGCAUAGGGACGGGAAAAGCCCAGGUGAUCUGAAAAAGAAAAGAACAAAGACUGGGAAAGUAAAAGAUAAAUCCAAACCAGACCUGGAGAUCUCCUCUGAAAGUUUAGUUUCUGAUUUAAGGACAAAGAAAAGAAUUUUGGAAACCAAAGAAGAAUUAAAGGAACCCAAAAAGCCCAAAAAAGGUGAUACAAAAGAAACAAAGCAAUUAAACAAAGUUAAAAAGGGUGGAAUAAGAGAUUUAAAGACUAAAAGAAGAGAAGAUUCCAAAGAAAACAGAAAAACUAAGAAGGAAAAAUGUGUUGAAUCUCAGUGGGAAUCUGAGUCAAGUGUACUUAAUGAUUCUCCUUUCCAGGAAGAUGACAGUGAAGACUUACAGUCUGACAACAGAGAAGAGAAACAAAAGAUGAAAAGUGUCAAAGAUAAAGCCGGGCAAGAUGCAGGGCAGGAUAGUAUUUCUGACAAACAGUUAGAUGGCGCUGUCAGCACUGAUGAGGACGCUGAUGUCAAAGCAAAGCGGAAUAAAAGACUGCAGAAGACUGAGGAACUGAAGGGGAGCAAAAAGCUGGAAAACAAGCACCCUUUUCUAAAGAGGAAAAACAGACGUAAAAAGCGAAGACGUCAAGACAGAGGCAAAGACACUGAAGAGUCAGACAGGCCUACACCCGCUCCUGCCCUGACACUGAGGAGCACCAGGCCCCCUGAGGUGGCCGGGGAGGAGAAGGAGACUAAGAAAAAUGAACCCAAAGAAAAAUACCAGAAAAGGUAUGAUUUGGAUAAGGAAGAGAGAGGCCAAAAAGAGCCAAAGGGAUUAAAGACAUUUAAGGAAAUCAGAAAUGCAUUUGAUUUAUUUAAGUUAACUCCAGAAGAAAAAAAUGAUUUUCCUGAGAAUAAUCGGAAAAGAGAAGAAAUACCACUCGAUGGUAAAAUCACAGAAGAUCACAAAACCAAGGAAAACAAGCUAUUGCUUAAAGAAAGGAGAAAUACUAGAGAUGAAACUGACACCUGGGUGUACAUAGCUGCAGAAGGUGAUGAAGAGGGUCCGGACGGUGUGCGCCAUGCGGAUGAGAAUUCCGAUGGCAAACAACAGAUUUUGAGCUUGGGCAUGGACUUGCAGUUGGAAUGGAUGAAAUUAGAAGAUUUUCAAAAGCAUCUUGAUGGGGAAGAUGAGACUUUUACUACAACAGAAGCAGUUCCAAGUAAUUUAUUGAGGGAUGCUGUGAAAAAUGGGGAUUAUAUCGCUGUGAAGGUUGCACUUAAUUCAAAUGAAGACUAUAACCUGGACCAAGAGGAUUCGAGCGGGAUGACACUGGUGAUGCUGGCCGCCGCGGGCGGGCAGGACGACCUGCUGCGGCUCCUCAUCCGGAAAGGGGCCAAAGUGAACGGCCGGCAGAGGAACGGGACCACGGCGCUCAUCCACGCGGCGGAGAAGAACUUUUUAACUACAGUGGCUAUUCUUUUGGAAGCAGGAGCUUUUGUGAAUGUCCAGCAGAGCAAUGGCGAGACAGCACUGAUGAAGGCUUGUAAAAGAGGAAACUCGGACAUCGUACGGCUUGUGAUUGAAUGUGGAGCUGACUGCAAUAUUUUGUCAAAGCACCAAAACAGUGCGUUGCAUUUUGCAAAGCAGUGUAACAACGUGUUGGUGUAUGACUUGCUCAAGAGUCAUUUAGAGACACUUUCAAGAGUAGCAGAAGAAACAAUAAGGGAUUACUUUGAAGCACGUCUUGCUCUACUAGAACCGGUUUUUCCAAUAGCAUGUCAUCGUCUCUGUGAGGGGCCAGAUUUUUCGACAGAUUUCAAUUACAAACUCCCACAGAAUAUACCAGAAGGCUCUGGCAUUCUGCUGUUUAUUUUCCAUGCAAACUUUCUGGGUAAAGAAGUUAUUGCUCGGCUCUGUGGACCAUGUAGUGUACAAGCUGUGGUUUUAAAUGAUAAAUUUCAACUUCCUGUUUUCCUGGAUAGCCAUUUUGUUUACUCAUUCAGCCCUGUUGCAGGCCCCAAUAAACUCUUCAUAAGGUUGACAGAAGCACCCUGUGCUAAGGUUAAAUUGCUAAUAGGUGCAUACAGAGUGCAGCUGCAGUGAGCAAGCCGAGGGCUGGGACGGAGUCGCUCUCCAUUUCUAAAUACUCUCUUGGAGGCAGUUUGGGAUUCCGGCACAGCUAACACUUCAUCUGUGAGCCUCUUACAGUUUAAUAAGGCCUACCAUCUGUUGGAGUCUGUAAGAUGGUACCUGGUGUUCUGACAUAUUAUAAAACAUAAAUUAUCUAUACCAGUGUUCUGAAAUCCUGGUGUUGUGUCCAAACUGCAUUUAUUUCAGUUUUUCCACAAUGUGGAAUGGAAUAGGAUUAAGAAAAUUAAAAAAAAAUUUUUUUUUACUUGA
Molecule: messenger RNA, 3056 nt
Organism: Manis pentadactyla (Chinese pangolin)
Lineage: Eukaryota; Metazoa; Chordata; Mammalia; Pholidota; Manidae
Gene: MPHOSPH8
Product: M-phase phosphoprotein 8
Exons: 14
Coding region: 201-2759 (852 amino acids)
Cellular component (GO): cytoplasm; nucleus
Molecular function (GO): protein binding
Source: RefSeq, a predicted model, not a curated record